CCACGUUCCCCCCCACCCCACCCCCGGGCUCUUCACCCUGAUGCUGCACGGGUGCUGAGCCCGCCCGGGUCGGGACGAUGGUGAAGUAUUUCCUGGGCCAGAGCAUGCUCCGAAGUUCCUGGGACCAAGUGUUCGCUGCCUUCUGGCAACGGUAUCCGAAUCCCUAUAGUAAACAUGUCUUAACCGAAGACAUAGUGCACCGGGAGGUGACUCCUGACCAGAAGCUUCUGUCCCGAAGACUCCUGACCAAGACCAACAGGAUGCCAUGCUGGGCAGAGCGACUGUUUCCUGCCAACGUUGCUCACUCGGUGAACAUCCUGGAGGACUCAAUUGUGGACCCACAGAAUCAGACCAUGACCACCUUCACCUGGAACAUCAACCACGCCUGGCUGAUGGUGGUGGAGGAACGAUGUGUUUACUGCGUGAACUCUGACAAUAGCGGCUGGACCGAAAUCCAUCGGGAAGCCUGGGUCUCCUCCAGCUUAUUUGGCGUCUCCAGAGCUGUCCAGGAAUUUGGUCUUGCCCGGUUCAAAAGCAAUGUGACCAAGACAAUGAAGGGCUUUGAAUACAUUCUGGCCAAGCUACAAGGUGAAGCACCUUCUAAAACACUUGUUGAGACAGCCAAAGAGGCCAAAGAGAAAGCAAAGGAGACAGCACUGGCAGCUACAGAGAAGGCCAAGGACCUGGCCAACAAGGCGGCCACCAAGCAGCAGCAGCAGCAGCUCGUAUAGCCUACUUCCUCUCCCUUCUCCCCCGUGUACUUGAUUAUUAAAGAUCAACCUGCAGCCCUC
Arvicanthis niloticus (Nile rat) is the source of this 791-nucleotide messenger RNA. The record is from RefSeq and is a predicted model, not a curated record. NCBI's taxonomy places the organism in Eukaryota, Metazoa, Chordata, Mammalia, Rodentia, Muridae.